AUGAGCGCCAGCACGAAGCAGUUGGGUGUCACGCCACCGAUCUCUCUGAGUGGACCGACUGAGAGAGAUAUUGAAGUGACGAAGGCGCUCGAGGAUGAGCUUCGAGCGAACAAUGUAUUUGAAUCGCCGGAAGAAGCCAAGUUACGCGAAGUGGUACUAGGUCGCGUAGAUGCGCUAGUCAAGGAAUUUGUGUACCGUGCGUCCAUGGCUCAUGGUCUGUCGGAAAGCGCAGCACGUGCAGCUGGUGGUAAAAUCUUCACAUUCGGCUCGUACCGAUUGGGCGUGCAUGGACCUGGCUCCGAUAUUGAUACCUUGUGCGUGGCGCCCAAGCAUGUUCAUCGCGAAGACUUCUUCACUAUCUUUGAAUCCCUUUUGAAAGAACGAGAUGAUGUAACAGAAGUAGCGCCUGUGCCUGAGGCCUACGUCCCCUUGAUCAAGACGAAAUUCAUGGGCAUUUCGAUCGAUUUCUUGUUUGCAACCAUUGCGCUGCCGCGCAUUGAUGACUCUUUGGAUUUGCGUGAUGACAGCUUGCUUAAAAACCUGGAUGAGCGCGAAGUGCGUAGUCUUGGUGGUUCGCGUGUCACUGAUGAGAUUCUGAGCUUGGUACCCAACGUCCCAGUGUUCCGUCUAGCUUUGCGCUGUAUCAAGCUGUGGGCCAGUCGUCGGGCGAUUUACUCCAACGUGCUUGGUUUCCUUGGUGGUGUGGCCUGGGCGAUGCUCGUGGCACGGAUUUGCCAGCUGUAUCCUAACGAAGUGGCGGGUGCCAUUGUGAGCCGCUUCUUCAUUAUUCUCCUGCAGUGGAAAUGGCCGCAACCUGUGCUGCUCAAGAACAUUGAGGAUGGGCCGCUGCCGAUUCGUGUGUGGAACCCACGUCUGUACCCAACUGAUCGUUUGCAUCGUAUGCCUAUCAUCACACCUGCAUACCCAUCUAUGUGUGCUACACACAACGUCUCGCAAUCUACACAGAUGAUCAUGACUCAGGAAUUCCAACGUGGCUCGGAAAUUGUUGACCGGAUUUUCCUGGGCAAAGCGACUUGGAGUGAGUUGUUUGAAAAACAUGACUUUUUCCACAAGUAUAAGUAUUACCUCCAAGUCAUCGCGUCUUCGGGGUCCGCCGACCUGCAACUCAAAUGGCAAGGUACGGUGGAAUCACGUCUCCGUCAGCUGAUCAUGAAACUGGAACUGGUGCCGUCGCUGAUUCUUGCACACCCCUUUGUCAAGGGCUUUAAUCAAGAAAGUGUAUGUCUAUCUGAUGAAGAAGUAAGGCAGGUAGCCACAGGAGACGUGCCUGCCGAAGUGGCAGCACGUACCACGCUGCAAGAGUUGCCAGAAGGCGAGGCGGCCAAAGAAAAGGAUGAAUCCACACAAGCCAGUGAUGACAAGACAGGUAAACGAACUGUUUACACAACGACGUUCUACAUUGGUCUUAAGGUAGAGCCUCGGCAACCCCACGAAGGCACUACGCGUCGCUUUGAUAUCUCGUACCCUAUUCUUGACUUUACACAGAAGGUGAAGCAAUGGGAUCAGUUUGAUGAGUCGGCUAUGGGCAUCGUAGUGCGGUCCAUUAAAGGCACCAACCUGCCCGAUUACGUCUUUGAUGGUGACCCACGCCCUCGCAAGGUGGCAAGCAAGCGGUCAAAGAACAAGCAUGCUGGCACAUCGCAGGAAGAAGAAGCCAGUAAGAAGGCAAAAGCAGAAGACCUGGCACCUAUCGAAAGCACGUCCGGGUCUACGUGA
Messenger RNA from Malassezia pachydermatis, 1737 nucleotides. Its product is annotated as pap1-poly polymerase. The record is from RefSeq and is a predicted model, not a curated record. NCBI's taxonomy places the organism in Eukaryota, Fungi, Basidiomycota, Malasseziomycetes, Malasseziales, Malasseziaceae. Gene Ontology annotation, molecular function: RNA binding; poly(A) RNA polymerase activity. The transcript has 4 exons. Gene Ontology annotation, cellular component: nucleus. The coding region runs from base 1 to 1737 and encodes 578 amino acids.